AGGAGCUCCAGUCUGCUCCGUCUGCGUUACAUGACCCGAGUGUAAUAGUAACCGAGUGCGAUUUUAAGGCGUACCCGUUACGAGUCGCAAUUUUCAAAUGUGUAUCGAUGUGUCCGGUCGGAGAUUGCAGUGUCGGUACUGUCGCAUAUGUACAUACGUUGCCGCAACGGGAAUUGCACGAAAUCCCGAGAUAACUUUGAGAUCUUGUCUUCUUUCUGCAAAAGCUAUGCUCGGAUAUUUUCGAAAACAAGUCGAGACGUUCGAGAGGUAAAGUAAGAAAGAGAGGAAGAGGAAGAGAGAGAGAGAGAAAGAGAAAAAAAAAAGAAAUAGAAAAAGAGUGGUGACAUAUACACAGGUAAAUCUAUAAAUAUAAACGUGUGUGUACGCGCGAUACACACACCGUACGUGAUUACUCGCGGGCGGUAUGUGUAGUACAUAUAUAUAUGGUGAUAUGUGAAAAAGGAAAACAAGAAAGGAAAAGAUCCCAUCUUAAAGUGAAUACAUUUCGGAGCGUACGAGAUUAUGUCUGUGUGCUCUCCAUGCGUGUCGCACGCGUCUAUACGUGCGUAUGUGGCUUGAGGUUGAGGUAUAUCCGAAAACGGAUGCACGUAUAGAGGCGUGUGUGCGCAAUAAGUGUACAGUAAAAGAGUGUCGUCGUUUUUUCGUGCCCAAAGAGUUACACACGAGUAAGAAAAAGUCGAAAGAGAGCGGAAGAAGCGGUGCGUUCGGAUUGACUCGCGUUAUCAACAGUGGGUCACAGUCGCAACACGCAGGCCGAAGCACGGAGACGAAAGAUCGGGCGAGAGAAUAUCUUUCGCAUGUUUUGAGAUAGCUUCCUACUGCUGCACUGCGCUGCAGCGCGUGCGGUGCCUGUGUGCUGUGUGCGAUAUCGUGUCGUGUCGUGUCGUGCCGUACCGCUCUACGAGGCAGAGCGGUGUAACGUCGACACGAACGCGUGUGCAUCGCGAGAAGGAAUUAUGCUCAACACCGGGGAAAUGGAUCGGCCGUGCGCAGUGCCGGGAAGUGCUUGUGGUGUGACGUGUGAUUGAGGGAAGCCAGGGCCGCAAAAUAAAUCCCCAUACGCGGAUUUAGUGGUAUACGAUGUGGUGUUCUCCGGCGACGAUACUGAUUCUCGCAAUCAUAAUCGUCAGUGGUGUCAGCUAUCAAGGCUCCUAUUCCUUCUUCUCCGCCUCUCCCACGUUGACGACGGAGCGCGUCGCGGCGAGUAAGUUUGAUCGCGGGAGCCACGUCGUCGCCGCCGUCGUCGUCGCCGUCGUCGUUGCCGUCGUCGUUGCCGUCGUUGUUUCGGCAAUCGCAGCCACUGUUGCUGUUUUUGUCGUGUCUAUCGUUGUUGCGUUCGCGCACGCACGUGCAAUCGAUUCAACGUGUCGCGUCAUCGACGACAGCAUUCGUCGCGUGUGCUCGGAUCCUCGUCUCGUCUUGCCGGUUAGUGACUAGUGAUCGACCGUUCGUUUCGCCGCAGUGAUCAAAUUGGGAGUAACAAAGGCGAGAGAAGGAGGGACGUGUGUAACGAUUGAUUCGCUGUCAGUGUAAAAUAAAGUGAAGACAAGAGCGGAAGUACGUGAGUUCCUAAAAGUAAAAGGAGAAAAAAGGUAAAAAGAGGGAGAUAAAAAGUCAGUCAGAGUUUUAAAUCGACCGAAAGAAAUAGCGCGCUCUGCGUGUCAAGUGAAGUGUGCGGUGAAUUAUUGUUCCGGUCGAGGUUGUGUGUCGUUAUACAGUACCUCCAAACGAUACCACAACAUCCGAUCCCAAAUGAAGAGUUCGGAGCAAAAUGGUUAGAGAGACACGUCACCUGUGGGUUGGAAAUCUGCCGGAAAACAUCCGAGAGGAUCGUAUUAGGGAUCAUUUCAAACGGUAUGGACGCGUGCAGAGCGUCAAGCUGCUGCCACGGGGUGAGGAAUGCCCCGUGGACGGAGGUUCCAGCAGUUCCCUUGGCGAGGGCAAUGAGGGCGGUUCCGGUUCCAAUUCAGGCGGCGGCGGAGGCGGGGGUGGCAGUUCCUCGACCAGCGGGGGUGCGUCAGCGACGGUGGCGUUCAUGGAUAUCAAAUCCGCAGCGAAGGCUCACGCGAUUGAGCAUACGUUGGACGAACGAACUCUUACGACACAGUACUACGAGCCACAACAUCUUCAGCCUAGAUUCGCCUCGCACGGAAGUUCGGAGGAUCAUGGAUCCGGCGGCGGUAGCGGUGGAAGCGGCGGCGGAACAGGCGGCGUUUCCGGCGGCAGCGGCGGUGGUAGCGGGAGCACCGGCGCCGGGGUCGGCGGUAGCGGCACUGGCGAACGAGGAGAGAGGGGAAGCGAGAGUUUCGACUCACGUGGGUCUCACGGUAGCUUCUACGGUAGCGAGAGGAACAGCCGUGUGGUUGGCGGGAGCAGCGGCGUCGUCGUCGGCGGCGGAGUCGGCGUCGGCGGUCAUCCGGCAGAUCCCGCGACGGGGGAUCCUGGCGGUUACAUAUCCCGCGGCCGUCCACCUGCGAGCUCUUACCACGUGACAUCGAGCAGGGCGAGGGAUCGGUACGCAAGAUCCGGCCCGUAUAUCACUGGGCCGCCACCGCCCCCGCCCCAUUUAGAUCGUCAUCGUGGAAGUCUGCCGCCGUCGUCCUGGUCGGCGUAUGAGCCGACAGGUUCGAGAUACGGUGGCGCACCACCGCCACCUUCGCCCGCUACUAACGACGCGUACCAAGAUGAGCAAGGAGUUGGCGGCGGAGGUGGUGGUACCGGUAGUAGUAGUACUCUGCGACAACACAAGAAGCAACGCAGAAAAUCACGUAGUGGGAGCAGUUCGCCGAGCGGCAGUAGUCGUUCCGGAAGUAGUAGUAGCAGUCGGAGCGGUAGCUCCGGCGGUAGCAGUUCCGGAAGCACGUCGCCUGGUAGCCCGGUAUCGCCGCAUCGCACGAGCAAUGUAGCCGUCGCGGAGGAUCGCAGGCCGUUGGCUAUCUGUGUGAGAAAUCUGCCAAUCCGCAGUAGCGACACCUCUCUCAAGGAUGGCCUUUUCCACGAAUAUAAAAAACACGGCAAAGUGACGUGGGUGAAAGUUGUCGGCUCAGGUGAUGACAGAUACGCCCUCGUCUGUUUCAAGAAGCCCGAGGAUGUCGAGAAAGCCCUCGAGGUUUCACAAGAUAAACUCUUUUUUGGAUGUAAGAUUGAAGUAGCUCCUUAUCAGGGUUACGAUGUGGAGGACAAUGAGUUCAGGCCGUACGAGGCGGAACUCGAUGAAUAUCAUCCAAAGGCAACGAGAACGCUGUUUAUCGGAAAUCUCGAAAAGGAUGUCACUGCGUCCGAACUCAGAAAACAUUUUGAGCCGUUCGGAGAGAUAAUAGAAAUUGACAUUAAGAAACAAGGUGCCGUGUCUAGUUAUGCUUUCUGUCAAUAUUCGGAUAUCGGUAGUGUCGUUAAAGCUAUGAGGUCGAUGGACGGUGAACAUCUGGGCGCGAAUCGGAUCAAACUCGGAUUCGGAAAGUCGAUGCCCACAGCCUGCGUUUGGGUUGAUGGCAUUGGAGAUGGUAUGUCCGAGAAAUAUUUAAACAUGCAGUUUCAUCAGUUUGGAUCGAUAAAUCAAGUAGCAGUGGACAGGGAACGUGGACACGCUUUGGUCUUUUUCGACCAAAUCAGCUGCGCGCAAACUGCCGUCAAAGAAAUGAGAGGAGCUGCUCUUCGUGGCCGUCGUUUACAGGUAGAUUUCGCCUCGAGGGAGUGUCAAGAGACGUUUUACGAACAUCUCGAACGUCAAGGAAACUCCACUGAAAAAACAUGGGAAUCUAGGCCUUCACCAGCGUCGUCGUUUGACGUAACGAUUCCUUCUAGGCGGGAACGUGGCAGUUUUGACUCGGCGGUAACAGUAUCUAGCUCAAGCAGCAGGUUCACGCGUUACGAUACUCCACCGCGAUCGAGAACGGCAAGCUAUUCGCGAACCUCCGGUGGUAGUACACCGGGUGCGAGUCCAGCUCAUCCAACAGCGAUGUCGCGAAGUAGCAGACGGUCCUAUCAGGAUUCCUACUAUGAUGGUGAUUAUGGUGAACCGACGCCGCGAAGAUUCCGCAGCUACGACGAGUUCAGUCAAGGCAGCGGCACGAGUCACGAUGACUACCAAAGCAGCGUUCUCAGUGACGGCAAACUUAAUGACGACGAAUGCCCGCCACCAUCACGGCGUCAUACUGUGCAAAGUGUCGUUACGAGUGUCGAUCCACCUGCACCACCGCCACCGUUGCUACCUCCGCCCGAUAUUCGGCACCUGCAGAAGGAACGCGUCCAUUUGUUGGAACAACUUGAGGAAUGUCAAAGUAGCGGCGACGAGGUCGGUUUCGUUCCGAAGAAACGUGCGAAGCUUGAUAGCUCAUCGACGACAAUACUCUGUGAAGACGACGAGCCGGAAAUUGCGUCUUUACUCGUUACCUCGCACUCUAAUAGGAAAGGCAUGGAAUUUAGACGUGUUAGUGAUAGCAAAGUAGUGGUGCACCAUGGUACAAGAAGAAGUAGUUGCGAGGGAAGAGGUCCUGCACCUUGUAAGCGUCGUCGGGAUGCCACUAGCAGACAUCACGAACAUCAUGAUGGAUCUCGACCAGGUACUCCUCUUGUCGACGAAAGACCGGAGAAUCUGGUACCCAGUGAGCCAAGACGUUUCAGAGAAAGGAGCCACGAGGGUCCGUUGUCGCUACCAUUACCUAGGUUCGCGGCACAAAUGUUGAACAACAAUAACAACAAUAGCAGUAGCAAUAACAAUAAUGGCAGCAGCACUCGACUGAGCAGUGCGAGCCUCUCCAAAGUUGCUAGUCCGCCGUGUGCCAGCCUGUCUACUGCGCCUAGUCCUCGUGUGGCUCCGCAACCACCGGCUUCGCCACCUCCGAGACAUACCAGCUCGAGUCCGACCAGUUCCGACAGCGAGACAGCGUCACAGUCUCCUACUCUGGAAGAGAGAAUACGUUCUCUGGAUGAAAUGUACGAGAAGUGGUCCGGUUCGAGAGCAUUAAGUGCCGCCAGUGGUGACGCUCUGGCGAAACUCGAUGCCAUUGUUUCGGAAAGAUUCCGAUUUCCCCAUAAACUGCUUGAAAAUGACUAUAAAGGUGUUGAACCUUCGGAAAUUAUGAAAUCAGUUCUUGCGAAAAGAAGCGUGUUCGAGGAGGACUCGAAGCGACUGGAGAAUUUUAGUGAAAAAUACGAACCGCGAGAAUUCACUGGUGUUAGCUCUAUGAUCGGUAGCACUGCUGGCCUUACCACUAGUGGCAGCUGUACCGGCAAAGUUUGCUUGCAAUAUCCGUUUCCUAGUCAUCCGCCGGUACAGUCGACCAGCAGUACUUCGGUUAGCAGUCAGGUUGGCAUUAAUAUGUCAUUAUCCGCGAAUCUGAUUCCAACAACGACUAUGGCUCCGUCGACGUUGAAGACAGAUCCGCGGAUGGUACAUAUUUGCAUGCAUCCAACGCCAGCAACACCGAUUACACCUGGCACAUCUGUCAAAACAGUCAGUCCCGAAUUACCACCGGUUUCUCUACCAAUCGGUCUUGGUAGCGGAACGGUAGCCAGUAGCGGCAAUGGUAGUGGUUUAGCGUCAGCCAGUAGUCUUCUAAGCAGUAACGGUAGCGUAAGUAAUAUUCACACCCUCGGAGCCUCGACACAUCGAGGACUGAACGUAUUAGCCACGAUGACAGCAGCGUCAACAAACACUUUCUCAACUGCAAUAACAACAACGGCGAUAUCUGUUACGACGUUGAGCGCAACAACAUCGUCAUCAUCAACGACGACGACGACGACGACGACGAUGUGCGCAACGAGCACGUUAUCUUCCAUGACUACUACAGUUUGUUCUGUAGCUACAGCGUCUUCCAUACCAUCCUCAUCCAAUUCUUCCUCAUUAUCGUCAUCAUCCCAAUCUUCCACAGAAUUGCCUCGUUCUCGUUUAAAGAAAGAAAGCAGUGGUGGUAGUCGAGACAGUAGAGAUUCUCGCGACGGAAAGGAUAGCGGCAGGGAGUCGAAGCAUAAUAAGGGAAAAGAUUGUCAACGAAGAUCGUCGCGAAAGGAAGAGAUCGACGUUGAAAGAAAUCGCAAAGACAGAGACGAAAGAGAGAGCGCGAACGUCGCCAACGACAUCGGCAGCACAGAUAUUCAUAAUCGAGAUUUUAAGGAUAAUAAAGAAUUGAGAUACGAGCGAAAAGAACGAGAUAAAGAAGAUCGAGACAAACAAGAACGAAAGGACAAGGAAGAUCGCGACCGUCAGGAAAAGAAAGAGAGAGACGAGCGCGAGAAGCGUGAGAAAGACGAGGAAAAGCGCGAAAGAGAGAGAUUGGACAAGGAACGACAGGAGAAGGACAGAAGAGAACGGGAAGAAAGAGAAAAAGAAAGAGAACGCGAGAGAAAGGAGAAGGAGGAAAUUGAGCUCAAAGAGAAAGAGAGACGAGAAAAGGAACGUAUCGAUCGGGAAAAAAGGGAAAGGGAGGAGAAGGAGCGACAGGAACGGAGGGAACGCGAGGAACGCGAAAGAAAAGAGCGCGAGGAACGUGAGAGAAAGGAGCGGGAAAUUCGUUCGGAGCGCGAAAAGCAGGAAAAAGAGCGUCUUAGAAGAGAAAGAGAGGAACAAGAGAGGAGAGAUAAGGAAGAACGGGAGAGAUUGGAACGUGAAAGGAGGAGAGAGGAAAAGGAGCGACUCGAACGAGAAAGGAAACGAGAGAGGGAGGAAAAGGAGAGGCUGGAACGUGAACGGCGAAAAGAAAAGGAAGAACGGGAGAAGGCGGAAAAGGAAAAGUGCGAGAAAGAAGAACGGGAGAGGCUCGAGAAGGAGAAGCACGAGAAACGACGAGAACGCGAGGAUCAGGAAAGGCGGGAGAAAGAGAAGACGGAACGCGAGAAGAGGAGAGAACGCGAGGAGAAGGAUAAAGAAAAGCGAGAACGCGACGACAGCAGACGACAGUCGACCGAGAAUCAUCUGCAUUCGUCUGUUACGCAGUCUCAGACACAAGUUGUUCCCGCACCUGUGCCGGUUAAGCGCAGGUGCUCGUCUCAGGACGGUCCCACGGAUGAAGAAGCUAAACGUAUGAAGAUUUCGGACCAUCGACGGGAUAGCAAAGAUCGAUCUAGGCAGAACAGAAGAUCGGAAGAUCGUAAGCAUCGUAACGACUCGCAUCGUUCUAGUCGAGAUAGCAGGGAGAAUCGCGACAAUAAAGAUAGCGGUAAUGUCAUACAGGAUAGCAGAGACAACACGCACAGCGAAUCGAAUCGGGAGAACAACUCGAGAGAUAAUAACGGUAGCAAGGAGAAACAGAGGAGUAAGAGAAAUCGAUCGGAAAAGUCGAGGGAACGUAGCCCGAGAGUCUCGCACGAAUCCGACAAAGAAUAUUUAUCAAAAUUAGAACUAUCCAAGCGAAAUGACUCGAGUUUGUCAACCGAGUCGGCGUCAAAUCACACGAGAGACGUGCAACAUCAUCAGCAGCAGCACUCUCAGUUGAACUCGCACAGUGACAUAGACGACGGUCCGCUUUCCACUCACGAGAUGCAAGUUACGAGAAACCCGUCGGCUACGGAUACGGACAGUGACGAGCCAAAAAAGCACUCGAUCUUCGAUAUUGUCGUCGACGAGCCUGCUUACAUCAGUAUGUACGACAAGGUGAAGGCUCGCUCGACGAAGAACAUGCAAAAAUUGGAGGAAGAGAAACGUCAAGUGCGUCUCAAGGAUAAAUUUUCGCAAUUGAAGCAAAGUCGCGCCAGACGUGAAGAGAAGAAACAGAGUACGUCGUGGGACGGAGAUUCAGUGAGCAGCAAAGCUCUGACCGAGGACGAGGCCACGUCGGAAUCGGACUCGACGAGAACCAAAUCUCUAUCUAGAAAAGGUUCGCGAUCACGAAUACACUCGGAUACGAGCGAGGAGGAAGAACCGUUCAACAACAAGGUUCGCAAGCCUGUAAAAGCAGACAGAUUCAUCGAGAGCGAUGUAGAUUUUAAUUUUGCCGAUACCGAUGAGAAGCAAAAUUCGUUGGAAACUUCGAACAGCGUCGUUGUGAAUAGCGUGCACGCGAACAUUAAAGAAGAACCUCGUACGUCUGACGAGGACGAGCGAGUGUCUGUUGGAUUCCGAACUAAUCAUUCGUCAAUAGUGAACAAUCACGAGAGAGAUUCGCGAAAGAAGUCCCAUAAAAAGAAACAGAAACGUCAGAAGAGCAGUAUGUCGAACGAAAAUAAUUUAAAGAUAGAAUCGACCGAGACUUUAGAACAUAAGACUAAAACAAAUGCCAUUACGUCGAACGCGGAUUGUCGACCGAAUCACGGGACGGAAUUGAACACCAUCACCAAUACUGCGAGCAUUGUCUUGGAGAACGCCGAAGAGAGAAUGCGCGCCGAUAAGAAACAACGUAGCAAAAAGGACAAGAGACGCGAUCGAAAUGGAGAAGAUAAAGCCAAAGCGAGACGAAAGAGGCUCAACAGACAAGAGGCGAGAGAUUCUCAACGAAUGGAAGACAUCUUCGGCCCUCUCUCGGACGACGUUGACGACGCUCCGUCUGAUACAUUUUUCAACAGAUUUAGCAACAUUACAGCGGAGAACAAUGUUUACGCUUCGGACAGCGAUGGUGGUCGCAGCUCGCUCGACAUGGAUAGAGUAAGACGGAAAACGGAAAAGAAACGGCGUCAUCAAUUGGAAGACGAGAACAGUGUCGAUUUGGCUGAAGCUGGUCGAGAGAUUGAGGCGAAGCUUUUGGGCAUACCUAGUUCUCCAAAGAGCGCUCCCGCUUGCACCGAACCUAGCGAUCACGAUGUUUUUCGAUUUACUGAUGAUAACGACAGUAUCGAACCGUCCACACCUUCGACGGUGCCGGAAAAGGUGAAGGAGAAAAAGAAGAAACGAAAGAAAUCCAAGGAGGAACGUAGUCGAAAAGAUUAUCAUCACCAUCAUCACCACCAUCAUCAUCAUCAUGAAAAGAGCGGCGAAUUACCUUACUUGGGUGCCGAACCUAGUCCGCCGAGAUCGAGUAGUCCGUUAGUAUUGUCUAAAACAAUAAUAUCGCCUAGCUUGCCGACGCCUAGAGAAACACUGUUAAGCCCGAUACCUAAAGUAACUUCCAGUAUAUCAGCUGUGACGUCCAUUACUCCUCCAGUUGUGAGUAGUGCUAUUCAAGCCUCUAAACCGGAGAAGAAGAAAGACAAGUUUAUACCUGGUUUUGGAAUAGAAAUGGAUGAGACAAUUCACGAAAAUGCCGUGAAGAGUAUAUCGGAGCCUGAUGAGAGAGAUAGCAGUUGCCAAUCGCGUAGCGGCAGGGAAGAACCGGAAUUGCCUGUGCAAACAAUACCUCCGACUCAGAUAAGUCCAGAUGGCGAAGACAAACCGCGUGUUGCGAUAUCGCAGGAGGAAACGGAAGAUGCUGUUGCUGCGUUACUUGAAGAAACGUUCGGCGCCUCGACGGAAGACUUCUCUUACGAAGGCGAAGAGGAAGAAGCGGAAGCUGAUGGGGUUGCCGAGACUCCAGCUGAGGCACCGCAAGAAGACGUCGAAGAAAUGCAACAAGCCGUCGAGAGUCUGAACGCUUCGACGGGAGAAGGCGAUACGGACAUGAAGCCAGAUACACCACAGAGUGAGCACGAUCUUCAGAUCGACACGGACACGGAAGAAGAUCCGAAUUACGAGACAGUCGAUUUGACACAACCACCAAAGACACCGGAUAUACCAUCUUUCUAUAAAUCUCCAACGAAGACGUUGAAUAUGACGCCCGUCUUAACCACACCGGAGAAACCGGUCGAAGUGCGAUUGUCCCCGCCUCCGGUUACGAAGUCGCAGACUCCGCCGACUUCUGUAAUCGCUCAUUCUUGGACUUUAAGUGAGAACAAUAAGUCUCGCGAAUCCGUAAAACCUACAGUACAGUUAGAAACUUCCGACACGGACGCUGAUUGUGUCACUAGUCCGGAAAGAACAGCUCAGGUAGAUAGAGCGUCCGCGUCGCCGCCUCCGUCUCAAUACAAGCCUAUGCUACUACCUUGUAACGUUCCGAUCACAAGCGAAGCACCAAAAUCACUUCCGAGUUCACCGCGACCACCACCGAUCACGGUACAGCCUUUGUAUCAGAGGCUAUCUGUGUCUCCGCAAUCUCAAAUGGUACCGAUGCGCCAGGCUUCUCCGAAAUUGCAAAAUCCUACGACGGUUUCUUGCUCAUCCUCUACCAACACAACGCCAAUGCCACCAUUAGUCUCGUCGAGAAUACCGUCUUUGGUAAUGUCAUCACAGUCAUCGCCACGUGUCACGCAGCCGCUUUCACCUAACGGUCAGUGGUCACGGAAUGGUCCUACGUUGGUGAAUCCUCAUAUGCCUAACAUAGGGAAGAGGAAAUCUUCGCCGCCACCUACCAAGAUCGCGGUGUGCAUGCCCAUUCCUGCUCACUCUGCUAGACCAGAAACUCCAGUUCAACAAGUUUAUUCGACCGCGGCAACACAACAGCCAGUAAUUCAACAUGCUUCGGGAAUGUUGGCGCCCGUGCCGGGUUAUCCUCGCGGCGGUUUACCACCGUUGACUCUGAAUAUUCCACCGCGACCUUACAUGCCAGUACCACCAUUGGCGUCCGGUGUACAAGUGAAAAAUUCGCGCGACUCUUCUCUCGGCGGCAAGUCUGUAAUUGAGACAUUGCUUCCUGUAAAUCCGAACGAACUGCCACAAAGAUUGGAAGAACCGAAGUUGUCACCAGCUGUUAUACCUGAAACAACUCACAAAGCAUCCACGUCUCCUAAAGUUCCUUCGCCAAAUCAACCACCGACAUACCCUCCUGAAACGGCAAAGAUCACCGCCAAUAUGUCUAGCCCAAUAUUUAACAAACCGUACCUCACGGACUACACAAUGUCUUCUACAAUGUCGUCUAGACAAAAGCACGCUUUAACUAUCGCAGCGGACGAUCGUUUAUCGCCACCUCAGAAGCUAGAGAAUGUUGGUCAACUUUUGACUACGCAUGUCUCUCGAGCUUCCACUAGUCCCGUUAUCAUGACCGUAGCUCACGGUCAAUCUCAUUUGCUUCACAAAUCUGUCCACAAUCUCGGUCCACCGCCUGUCUCAUCGCCGAAUCAACCACUGGUAAAAACUGUGGUGCCUGUAGUUCCUCAGCAAGUAACACCAACUGUUCCGUCAUCAAUGCCCAGCGACAAAUGUGUUAUCACGCAAACGUCUCUCGCUUGUCAGAGACAGUCGCCGGUUUCGCAGAGUCAGUUGGUUAAAUCACACGUACCACUAAUAUCAACGGUGUCUCAGUCACAGAUUAUAACCAGGGUAGUACCGUCGACUGUGUCAUCUGUGUCGACGUCAUCGAUGAACGAACAAGCUUCAUCGGAGUGUUUAGAGUCACAUGUAAUUCAAGAACAGCCGUUAGAGUUAGAUGCUGAAGCGCAGAUCAGUCAAACUGUUCAACCGAUGCUGCUUACACCGCCUAUACAAACAACACAGCCAAUUGACGAGAUAAAACAAGAACCAGUUGAGGUCAAAAAGGAGGACACGAUGGAAGAGACUGAAUACAAUAUUGCCGAUUCUAAAAAGCCUCUCAAUCAGACAUGCGUAGAUGAUGUAAAACCAAAACAAGAAUUGCAAGAAACAAUUAAGAUGGAAAGUCUACCGUCUGUUCCUAAAGUCGAAGCUGAUGAUAUAGUCGUGCCAAAACUUGAGGCAGAAACUUCUAUAAAAUUGGAACUUGAGAACGAAAUAAAAGAAGAAAACGCUAUAAAGGAAAAUGAGGAUGUAGAAUUAGAUGAUCAGCCGGUAGAAGAUCCGCUUAAAGAGCCAAGUACGGAUCCUCUUGCUAUCGAUUCCAAAGACGAUCCAACUGACAGCAAAGAAGAUAGCGAUUAUUGGUCCGCGAAGGAAGUAAACAUCGAAAGCGUCAUAAAGAAGGUCGAUGCUCUAUGCGACGGUGAAGGUAACGACGGCGACGAGGAAGUGCAGCAAACUGAGAGCGCGAAUAGCGACUCGCAUGACACCAGUAAGAACGAAUCAGAUUGGUUUGACGCCGAGUCGGCGGAAAGUGAGAUCAAAAAGAACUUUGUGUCCACUGACGAUCACGACGAGAGCGCGGAAACGUGCGAAAAUGAGGUUACAAGGAGCCGUCGCGGCAGAGCAAAAAGCAGGCGUGGUGGUCGUGGCGGCGUUACAACGAGACGAGGUAGGAAUGCGAGCAACGUUUCUCACAAACGAGGAGGUAGAAGUCCCAGAGGUAGCAAGCACCAUGUCGAAAAGAGUAAAUUGCCGGCCGAUGUUUACGAAUUCCACGAUGACAGCGAAGAGGACAACGCUGGUCGUCCGCGACUUAUUCUCACUAUCAAAUCUCCCGGACCGAAUGUUACAGGAUCUAAUGCGCAGCCGACAACACCAGUGGCCGCGGUUAAGGAAGUACCACCGGAGGAGUUUGUUUCUCCAGCUGCCAACACGAGAAAAUCUAGAAGAUUGGCGGAAAGAGAUGGCAGUCGUAAUACGGUUGACGAUGUGAUCGAGGAUGUUGUCCGUGGAUCACCCGCAAACAAAGGAUUAGUCAGUAAUGCCGGAAAUGUUCAUGCUACCAGACGAAGCACCAGACACAACAACACUCCGCGUAAUGCUACACAGCCACCUGUCGUACAAUUAACGGAACUCCGUAAAUCAACUAGGGGCAGCCGUAAAGCAGCGAGGCGAAUAUCCGAAAACAAUGACGACAGCGGAGAGGAGAAGCCAAAAGAAGUGCCCGCAACGCAACAAGAGACCAAACCAAGUCCUCCACACAAAGAAGAGCCAAAACUAACUCAAGUGGAAAGUCCGAAAGCGGAAGAGCAACCUGCUCAAGUUGUUGCGUCAGCGCCGCAGAAAGCGGUAUCGCUCGAACCGAUGACAUUAAUAGAUCCAGUCACGGGAAUGCUGAUACCAAUGAGAGAAUCUGAGGAGGGUCAAUACAUUCCGGUGUCUACAACAUCCGGUCAAGCGCAGAAUACUAAUAAAACAUUGAGCGAACCUCGAAACGAUCGUGUUAGCACAAAUUCGACAAGCGAAGCACCGCGAGUGAAAACUGAAAGUUCUCCUUCGUCAACACCAGCGGAGACUAAGAAAGAAGUUGUUGCGGAACAACCACCUUGCCCACCAACUCAGCAAAUCCAACCGCAAACUAGUGUAAUUACUAAGUCGCAAUCUCCAGCAAUACAGGUUACCAGUACUAUUACUGUUGCGCAGUCUUCGGCGACAAGUACACCGACAUCUGUCGUUACUACCGUGAUACCAACUACGGCAGUACAAGCAGUGCCCGUCUCUUCUUCUCAAACGAAACCUACGAGCCUCAAGGCGCACGUGUUGAACGCUAGCAAGCUGGCGACUUCGACUCAGCAACAGCAAGUUGCUGUCACAAAACCAAUGCCUCCAAGUUUACCCAAUCAAACGAUAGUACAGAACAUUGUUAAACCUCCCGUGCAGCAUGUGCAAUCUGUGCAAGCUCUUAACUUACAGAUACCGCCUGGUAGAGUCACGUCACCCAGUUUGAGUCCCUUGAGUGCGAAACAAACGGUGCAAUUGUCUUCGUCGAAUGGUAAGCAGGGUCAACCUAUGUCUCCCGUGCUCAAUAACACCGGAGUACCGCCUAAUCCUAAACAGCAUCUCCUGCAAGCCGCUAAACAACAACAGCAACAACAACAACAACAACAACAAACAACAACGAUAGUGAAUAUGUCUCAAAAGAUACCUUUAAAUCUGCAUUCUAAUGUAAACGCUAUUUCUCCGUCAUCGAGAAUUCAUCAACCAGUUUCACAACCUACCGCUCUCAAGGGUAUCAAUGGACAACCUCAGCCACUAAAUCCGAAAGCACACUUACUGCAAGCUGUGGUCCCGCCACUUAUUGCUGGAACGGUGACAAGUUCACCCUCGCAACCACAUCUCGUUAAUCCACAGCCGAUUUCAACUGGCGUAAGCAAUGUCCGACCACCAGGACCGAAACCACCUGUUGUCACAAAUACAAUGGAGCCCCAAAAAGUAGAAUUACCGAUUUCUGGUUGUAUCAUGCCAACUACAAGUCCGCAAGCUCGUAGUGUUCCGAUGCCGACAUUCGAGGCUCCACUGCACGGCACGGGUGCUACUCCACCAAGCGGUCAAUAUGGUCUUGUUCCCCCACAUCGAUCCCAAAGCCCUCCCUUGCCACCACCUGCUCAUCAUCAUGUUAAUACCUCACAGAUAAUCUCUUUGCAGAGCGAAGUUGUCAAUCAUUACGGAGGAUUAAAUCGUGGGGAGUUGCCGCCACAUUAUCUGCAUUCUCAAAUGUUGCAGUACUCUCAAUAUCUACGUGCGCAGCAGGAAGCAUUAACGGCUCCUCGCAUAGCUUAUCACAUUCCAGGAACAAGAUCUCCACAUCUACCUUUGGAUCCAAAACUUGAAACUGGUAUAGAAGACACUCACAGUCCACCUUUGGAAUUGAGACGGGGAACGAGAACACCUCAGGAUCGCACUACCGACAGUCCACAAGUUGCUCAAGUUUACAUGUUAGGAGGAGUAAGAUUACCACCACCGCCGCAGUACAACGCGGGAAGCAAUCCAUCGUUACCCGGUGCACCAGUUGGCGCUCGAGCGGGCUACUACGAACCGCCACCUGCGCAUUUACGAUCUCAAUAUCCCAUGCCUGCCAGUGAGGCACCACCCGAAAUGGGUAGAGCUACAACACCAGAAAGAUGCAGAAAACAUCAGGUCGUCACACCACCGCCCUAUGCGUCUCAGGUGCCACCGCAAGCGGACACGUUUCAAAUGCUGCUCCAACGUUAUCCGGUUAUGUGGCAAGGUUUACUAGCGCUCAAAAACGAUCAAGCAGCGGUACAGAUGCAUUUUGUCUUUGGCAAUCCCAACGUAGCUAGAGACAGUCUGCCAUGCAACAGCGACGGGUCCACACCACCGUUAAGAAUAGCUCAACGAAUGAGAUUAGAACAAACUCAAGUUGAGGGCGUAGCGAGAAAGAUGCAGACUGAUAAUGAACAUUGCAUGCUGUUGGCAUUACCUUGUGGUCGUGACGAAGUAGACGUAUUACAACAGAAUAAAAACCUUCAAACAGGAUUUAUCAUGUAUCUUCAACAAAAACAGGCUGCUGGAAUCGUAAACAUUGCUGUACCCGGAUCGCAACAGCCGGCAUAUGUAGUUCACAUUUUCCCGUCCUGUGAUUUUGCGCAUGAAAAUUUGGCAAGAAUCGCACCGGAUCUACUUCAUCGUGUCGCAAAAAUCGCUCAUUUGCUAAUCGUAAUAGCUACAGUUUGAGACCAAUCAGUGACCUACUGGAUUAUGAUCUAUGUUUUCGCCUUCGCGCAUCAGGAUGCUUCGUACAUGGCAUGAAGCCUGGAGUGUCCGCCUGACUUUACACGUAGUGCAAAAGAGGGAUGCGUUUAAUGCGAAGAGCUCCUUAUCUGGAGUUGUAUCAGUGACAAUCAAAUGGAACCCGGCGGUAAGCCAAUCUUUAGAUCGUAGGCCUAAAGCGAGGCACAAGGUUGUGCGAUGAAGCGAGGUUAGCACGUUUGAAUGCGUUGAUACUAUAUUGUGCAUGCCUCUCUUCGACAAAAUUCGCGCGGGCAAAGUUCGUUUCCUUUUUAUUUUUUUUUUAUUUUUUUUUUUUUUUAUUUUUUUUUCUUGAUUGGGAAGGGGAGACGGCUUGCAACUCGCGUCAAUUACUGACAACGUUUGUGGGAUAGACCGACAUUACACUCUUGGUCUUUCUGACAAGCGAGUUAGGGCACAACCCCAGCGCCUUCAUAUAAGACCUUCGAUUCGUCACACCAUGCAUUACUUACUUACGCUCGUCCUUUCUAUAGAGGAAACUAUAAUAAUCCGUUGCUCUAGUUGAAGAAAUCAACCGAAGUAAAAAUUAAAUGAGUAAAAUAAAAAGAAUAGGGAAUCCCUAUUCUGUACCCUAUCACUAUGACACAUGAGCUAUUUUAAUUAAGGCUUAGGCAUUAAUGAUAAAUUGUAUAAAUUAUAAGAAAGCCACUGAGGGCAUAACUACUGUGAUUUUAAGUAUUUAAUGAUAAAUAUAUAAUCGCGCGUAAAAAAAAAAAAAAGAGGAAGAAGACAAAAAGUAAAAACAUAUAUAAGAGGGUGCCCGAUUAAAUGGACCGUAUGUGAUGUGUGUGUUUUUGUAUAAUACCGCUCCAUAUAAAUAACUAUGUAUUAUAUUAUAUUGUAAUAAUAUAGAGUUGCCGCAGCCCGUUACUGCUCCCGCCGCAGAUCGAUCUAGAAUGUAAAUUAUUAUGUUAGACUUCUUCUAGCACGGAGAAAAGCGAAAAAAAGUUGAACUAUUCGAGUAGAAUGAGCGAAUCUAUUUAUAAAUUUAUCCAUUUUGCGAAAGAUCCUAAUGCAUUAUAAUUUCCACACAGUCGAGAUGUGACAUUAUUGCAACGUAUUCAUAUUAAUUCGUAUUCUGUCCUUAGCGUUGUAUGAAAUCUUGUAAGAAAAAAAUUUUCUCAACGUUGUAUACACUCUCCUAAUUCUUAUUCUUUAUUAUUAUAAUUACUGUAUAAUGGUUAUUAAUAUAUUAUUACCAGUGUUACCAAUGUCGAUUUUUAAUCGUAAUACAAAUGCAAAAUUCGAAAGUUACAAAUUCAAAUUUUUACGAAAUUAAUCUUUUACGUGAUCAUAUGUGUACAUACAUAUAUAUAUAUAUAUGUGUAUACAUAUAUGUUUCGUGUGUAUGUUAUUUUUCACGAAACAAAUUUCGGUAACAUUGAUAAUCAUUUGUUAUAUAUUUUUCAUUAUGUUCAUUUAAUAUUUUUAUUAUUAUUAUUAUUACGGACUACUAUUGCCGCACGCUCUAUUACUAUUAUUACUACUAUAAACACUAUUACCACUCUACUACCACUUACUACUACUAUUACUACUACUAUUACUACUAUUACUGUGCUGCUAUUAAUUAUUAUUAAAAAAAAAAAAAAAAAAAAAAAACGUUUAUCACAAUAUACAGACUAGCUAGGGCAUACCAAUUUGCACGUUUAAGGACAAGUGGGGCUUACUUGUCAUACUUGAGAAACAGUAUGACCGAUCUCAUUGACCAUUAACGCUGCCCCAUUCUACAUACUUCCAUCCUAUUAAGAUAGAUAUGCCUGAGUGAGUAAACGAAAGUGAAUCGAAGGAGUAAACACGAAUAAAACAUUUAACGUUUUUUAAUUGACGUUAGUUCGCACUAUUCGUGUUUACUUCUUGCUCGUUAUUUGGUCUCAUGCAUAUCUACCUUUUUACCCCUCGAUUCCGUCGUACGACGACUUAUAGAGACUCCUUAGCAUUCAUGUCGGAGAUAAUAAAAUGCGCUUAUGUGUAUAAAGAGAGACAGAGAGAGAGAGAAAGAAAGAAAGAGAGAGAGAGAGAGAAAGUGAAAGAGAGACUAAAGAGGUAUAUUAUAUCACACACCACGCCGUAAAAAAAAAAAAAAACAAACAUUUUAAAUAAACUAAAGGACAUAUAUAUAUAUGUGUGUAUAUGUAUAUACACACGUACAUAUAUAUUAUAUAUAUAUAUAUAUCUAUUCAUGAUAUUAUGCUGCUGUGCGCGUAGAGCGCAUGCCUUUAAAGCGCAACUUUCGUUACGGAAGUAAUCAAGGAUGAGUAAAACAGCAUUUGUUUUGUGUUCUAGAAUAUUCUACAAGUACUUUUAUAUACAUUCUAUUUUUUUAAGCGAAAAUACAUACCUUUAUAUUUUCCUCGAUAUUUGCGGAAUGUCAGAGCAAAAACGUAUGCUGGGUAAAAUUAUUUCCAUCUUUUCUUCCUAAAGAGCUAUGCGUACCCCAUUACGCUUCACGUAAAUUGAAUUUUUUUACUUCGUGUUCUGCGUUAAAUUUUUUUUUUUUAAUAGAAAAGAUUGACGAUUUAACAAAUUGUGUAGUUCUGCUAACGAUGAAGGAUUAAUUAACGAACUUAUUCAUCCUUGAGACGUGAACUUGCUUUAGGGCAGCGCGAAUACUGUGCGGAGCGUGUGCAUGUACAGUGUAAAAGAUGGGGAAUAUGUAUUGUGGAUAUGUACAGUGUAGAGGUAUAAUUGAGCGAGCAAAGUGAUAAAAAAAAAAAAAAACCGUGCGUAUAUAUAUUAUAGCUACGAAUAAGUAUAUAUAUAUAAGGCGCGAACGGAUGCACCUGUCGCGUGACGAGCUGUUUACUUUCAUCAUCGAAACACACACGCGUUUUUUCCUCUUUCCUUUUCUAUUCUCCCCGCGCUCAAUUCUUCUGCAGCCAGUCAUAUAUUCGCACGAGCGGCGGGAUUUUUUGUACGUUCUGUUGUUGCGCGACGCGUGCACCCGAUCGGCGAGCCUCGUCUAUCUUGUAAAAUAUCUGUGAAUAUUAUGAUUUAGUUUCUUCCUAUAUUUGUAGGUCACACACACGCAAGUAUAAAAAGAACAGAAUGUUUAGUUUAUUUAAGGAAGAUAUUGUACAGAUAUUACACAGACACGCUAUAUUCUUUUUUUUUUUGUUUUUUUUUGUUUUGUGUUUUACUGUAGUUAUUGAUAAUUAUAUGGAUAUUAACGAUAAUAAUAACUAUGAUUAAAAAAAAAAAAAACCACUUAA
Messenger RNA from Pseudomyrmex gracilis, 18495 nucleotides. RefSeq names its product protein split ends. Bases 1793 to 15211 code for a protein of 4472 amino acids. NCBI's taxonomy places the organism in Eukaryota, Metazoa, Arthropoda, Insecta, Hymenoptera, Formicidae. The transcript has 13 exons. Gene Ontology annotation, molecular function: mRNA binding. The record is from RefSeq and is a predicted model, not a curated record. Gene Ontology annotation, cellular component: nucleus. Gene Ontology annotation, biological process: regulation of transcription by RNA polymerase II.